AUAAAAUAUUUAAACUUAAAAUAUAUAUAUAAAUUUAAGUGCAGGAAUGAGUGCUGGUGAAAGGAGCUGCAAGUUAUAGAUGGAAAGCGUUUAGGAGUCUACCGUCCACACGCAGUCAAGGACAUUAAGCAUGGUGGUGCUGUCAGACAAUGGGCCAGACACAAUGAACCGGGUUGGUAAACCUCUCCAAGUCGGCUUCUAUGAGAUUAUACGUACGCUGGGGAAAGGCAACUUUGCUGUGGUGAAGCUGGCGAGGCAUAAAGUCACUAAAACACAGGUUGCCAUUAAAAUCAUCGACAAAACACGCUUGGAUGCGUCAGGCUUGGAGAAACUUAACAGGGAAGUUAAAAUCAUGAAGCUUUUGAACCAUCCACAUAUCAUCCAACUCUACCAGGUUAUGGAAACCAAGAAUAUGUUGUACAUUGUGACCGAGUAUGCCAACAAUGGGGAGAUGUUUGAUUAUCUUGUGUGCAACGGUCCUCUGAGCGAAGAACAAGCCCGCAAGACAUUCUGGCAAAUCCUUUCUGCUGUGGAGUAUUGCCACAGAUGCCACAUUGUACAUAGAGACCUUAAAGCUGAAAAUUUACUACUGGAUAACAACAUGAACAUCAAACUGGCAGACUUUGGUUUUGGAAAUUUCUAUGUACCUGGAAAGCAUCUGAGUACAUGGUGUGGAAGUCCGCCUUAUGCCGCACCAGAGAUUUUCAAAGGAAAGGAAUAUGAGGGCCCUCAGCAGGACAUCUGGAGUCUGGGUGUGGUUCUUUAUGUCCUGGUGUGUGGAUCUCUACCCUUUGAUGCCGUCUCACUUUCAGCCCUAAAACAGCUUGUCAUAGAUGGACGCUUUAGGAUUCCUUACUUCAUGUCACAGGAGUGUGAGAACCUGAUACGGAGGAUGCUGGUGGUGGACCCGGCCAAACGUAUCAGUCUGGCGCAAAUCAAGGAGCACUACUGGAUGAAAGCUGUCCCGAUAGCAGUGUGCCAGGCUUUCUUUAACUCUCCUGAGCCUGAGAGGCACAGCCAGGCAAAGCGAUACAAUGAGAAAGUGCUCAGUCUUAUGCAAACGCUGGGCAUUGACAAGCAGAGGACCAUUGAUUCUUUACAGAAUGACAGCUACAACCACUACUCUGCCAUUUACUGGCUUUUGCUGGAAAGACUAAUGAAUGGACAAAAGUUGAUCAAAAAAGCUGAUUCAGAUUGGUCUAAAAAGUCUUAUUACAGCCUACCAGUGCUCGGAAAUUCAUUUGAUUCAAGUCCACCCAGGUUACAAUACAGAAACUCUCCUUCUCCCAGCAACUUUCUGGAUGCUGGAUUAAACAGAAAGAUACAAGGUGAAAAUUUCUAUGAAGACGAGAAGCAGAUCCCUCUUAAAACACUACAUCCACAGUACUAUACAUCUGAAAACAGGAGCAUGAUACAGAGACACUCUGAUUGUGUGCGGUCAUCAGUAAAAAGCUGCUGUCACCCACCAAAUAUCGUGGUGGAUCUAAUGGACAGUCCCAAUUCAGACACCUCUCCCACCCCUGCCUUCGAUGUCCCCAGCACCUCUUUUACCUCCCCAGGUGCUCUUUUAGACCCACAGCUCUCUAUGAACCAAAUGCAUGGACAGUUUCCAUUUACACCAAAAUCAGACAGAAGACCUCUAGCUUAUUCAUCUGUUCUGAGGUACCAAAGAGGUUUGCAAGUUCCCAGUUUCCAGGAGCGCAGAAGAGCCUCUGACACCUCACUGCCCCAAGGUCAGUGGGCUUAUCGAGAACAUUUAAGCAAGAAUGUUCACACGACAGGCCAGUUUGGUUGGAACAAAGUUCCUGUGCAGCACCCUUGGUCCCCAAUGCCCAAUCCAGAACCCACUAAUAAACCUCCAGCACAAUCAUGGGAACAUUUCGAUGGUCAGACUGAUGGCUUUCAGCACGAUCAAUGGACAACCAAUAUUCAAUGCCAUCAUCCCCAUCUGGCUCAAAAGCCUUCUUCUUAUCCUCCUCCUACUAUGGCUAUCAACAAUCACUCCAUCCAUCCAGUACUACAUUUUGAGGGUCACUUAACUUCAAGUUACAGCAACCCUUCAUCCCUCCUUCACACACCUCAGAGUCUGCUCUGUCCCCUUCGAGAUCCCCCAGCUCACUCCUCCUGUCUGCCACUACCCUAUUUGUGCUCCACUUCUAGCUGUUGUUCCUCAAGCAUGGUGGAUUCCACCACACUGCUCCUGGAAACACAGUUGCAGAUAAAACCAAGCUCACGCUAAUGUUUGCUAGUGGAGAUGGAGGUUUCAUUGUAUCUGGUCACCUCUUUUGAUUAGUAGUAAUGUAGUGAAAAGUUUUCUAGAGCUGUUCUAGUUACAGUAGAAAUGACAAAUCUAUCAUACACCU
Molecule: messenger RNA, 2363 nt
Organism: Clarias gariepinus (North African catfish)
Lineage: Eukaryota; Metazoa; Chordata; Actinopteri; Siluriformes; Clariidae
Product: serine/threonine-protein kinase SIK2-like
Exons: 12
Coding region: 131-2239 (702 amino acids)
Biological process (GO): microtubule cytoskeleton organization; protein phosphorylation; intracellular signal transduction
Cellular component (GO): cytoplasm
Molecular function (GO): ATP binding; protein serine/threonine kinase activity; tau-protein kinase activity
Source: RefSeq, a predicted model, not a curated record